Messenger RNA from Penicillium subrubescens, 1173 nucleotides. RefSeq lists its product as uncharacterized. The transcript is spliced from 3 exons. Bases 1 to 1173 code for a protein of 390 amino acids. Gene Ontology annotation, cellular component: fungal-type vacuole membrane. Gene Ontology annotation, molecular function: transmembrane transporter activity. NCBI's taxonomy places the organism in Eukaryota, Fungi, Ascomycota, Eurotiomycetes, Eurotiales, Aspergillaceae. The record is from RefSeq and is a predicted model, not a curated record. Gene Ontology annotation, biological process: transmembrane transport.
AUGGAGGAAGAAAACGGGUUUCAGAUAUAUAACGAAGGUGCUGCUCCUGAGCGCGCAGUUCAAGCCCUGGUCACACAAAAUGAGCUACCUCCGCCAACCCAAAUGCGUCAAGCCAUGAUAGUCGGAGCAGGCUUCAUAGUCAUGUUCAUGGCAUCUGCAAUCAUCUUCGCCUACGGUGUAUACCAAGUUAUCUAUGAAGAAAUGGCCAAACAACCUCGAACGCCAUUUACAGGGACAUCAUCGUCAAUUAUCAGCUUGAUUGGAACGCUUUCCAUAACCGUCAUGUCCAUGGGCGGGCCUUUCGCCAUGACCUGGGCCAAGUUAUACGGUCCACAACCAGUCAUCAUGUCGGGCGGUAUUGUAUUCGGACUAAAUUGCAUCCUCGCCAGUCUAAGCGAAUAUGUCUGGCAAUUCGCCCUGACACAAGGCGUGCUUGUCGGUAUGGGCACCUCAUGUGGCGGAAUGAUCUGGCCACCCGUCCUGCGGGCUAUAAGCUCUCAUAUUGGAUUCCGGAAUGCGCUGCGUAUCUCUGGUUGCCUUGUUAUUCCUCUGGCCGGCUUUACUUUGCGUUGGGAGCCCAACUUCAACACCAAGGUUCGAGGACAGACGGCUGGAAUUUCCAGGAAGACUGGCUGGGUCAAUGUUCCACUGGUCAAUUGGCGGGUAGCUCAGUCCAAGACGUUUGUCUUGCAGGCUCUAGGUUGCUUCCUACAGUCAUCUGGAUAUGCCACGCCACCUUUCUUCUACGCGGCCUUCGCGCGAUCCCUUGGGUAUAGUGAGAGCAUGGUGGACAACUUCAUUACUAUCAGCAAUGCGGCUAAUUUUGUUUCUCAUAUCGUCAUUGGAUACAUGGCUGACAAGUACGGUCGGUUGAAUGUUCUCUUCUUGACAACUAGUCUGAGCUCGAUUGCUGUCUUUGCGGUCUGGCUUCCUGCCACUUACGCGAAUACCGCUAUCUCUGGAACAGCCGCAGAUGUGCUGUUAAUUCUGUUUGCUAUACUAUAUGGCUGCUUUGGCAGCGCAUAUAUCUCGCUUUUCCCAGCUAGUCUGAUUGAGUUGUUCGGCGUGCAAUAUUUUACAUCAGUGAACGGAGCGUUGUAUCUCAUUCGAGGAGUGGGUGCAUUGCUCGGAACACCUUUGACUGGACUAUUGUUACCUGGACAGUCUGCAUAG